AUGUCGAAUCAUAUUAGAGAAGCUCAAGCAUGGAAGGAAAGAUGCGUUCACGAGGAUAAGGCUGCUCUCAGUUUUAUUAAUUCUUAUGUUUUGGCAAGAGAAAUGAAUAAUUCUAAGGCUCCUUCAAAUGUUCCUCCAGGAUUUAAAUCCCAAGGACUUCCACAUUUGUUAUCCCCUGUAGAUAGAAAAAAGAAUGGUGGUGACUUCUCUCAGCGAUCCCAACAAGAUGAAGAUGAAAUGUUCUCCACUAGAUCUUCGGUAAAGUCCUAUAAAUCGAAUAAUUCAAUCAAUUCUCAACGCUCCAAUUUGUCCAAUAGGUCCAACAGGAGUGCAUUAGAUGAAGAGAGUAAGAAAAAAAUAGAAAUGCUUGAAAAGAGUUUAGACGAAGAAAGAAAAGGAAGACUGGAAGUACAACAAGAAUUACAAAAUUUAAAACAAUUAAUCAAAGAAAAUUUAAAGAAGUAG
This is a messenger RNA of Naegleria gruberi, 465 nucleotides long. RefSeq lists its product as uncharacterized. The transcript has a single exon. The coding region runs from base 1 to 465 and encodes 154 amino acids. The record is from RefSeq and is a predicted model, not a curated record. NCBI's taxonomy places the organism in Eukaryota, Heterolobosea, Eutetramitea, Acrasida, Naegleriidae.